UGAGACCUGUAUAUGAGUCCACGAGGCUCAGCCCCUUCCCACUUGCAUAGACCCCAUCAACAGCGUCCACCUGGCGGUGUUGCCCAGCAUGAAGCAGCUUGCAAUCCUUUACGCGCUAGCCGGUCCUGCUCUGGUCAGGUCUGAGUACACCGUUGCCGACUCCGUAGACAGUAACGAGGUCUUCGAUGGCUAUGUGAGCUACAGCAUCGAGUUCUCAAGCUUCCCCGAUUUCGCAGGGAACGUCUCGCACCCAAACACUUACUCGGAAACCCUCCUGGACAACCUUGGACGCAUUCAGGGAACCAAGCCGUACAUCCGCGUAGGCGGCAACACUCAGGACUAUGCUCUCUAUGACGCCUCUCUGCCCUAUGCCCUCAACGGCACCGUCGACCCGUCACGAUCUGCCGACUAUCCCACAACCAUAACUAUUGGGCCCUCCUAUUUCGAAUCGUACAACACAUGGAAGAACAUCAAGUUCACCCACGGCUUCAACCUCGGCCUGGGCGCCAACAGAUCGAGCGGAUGGCAGACCCUGCUGGAUACAGUUCCCCUGGCUUGCAAGGCUCUGGGCGGCGGGAAGCUCCAUCUCUGGACGUACGGCAACGAGCCAGAUCUAUACUCGACGUCAGCCCAAGGGCCAGUGAGACCGCCCGACUGGAGCGAGAGCACCUACGUCUCCCAAUGGCUCAAUGGCACCCGCCAAAUCAAGGCUCUUCUCGAGGAGCAUUGCCCGGAUCUCCUGGGAGAAGACAGUUACGGUUACAUGGCCCCCUCCUUUGCCGGCGUUGGCAAUCGCCUGAAAGCUCCGGCAGCCUGGGCAGCAGGCCUGAACGAGGACAGAAAUAUCAAGCUGUUCUCAACCCACAACUACAUCAGCGGGGCCACAUCUCCUGGGGUGACUCUCCAAGGCACCUUGAUGAACCAUGCUGUGACCAAACGCUCCGUAGACGCACACAUCACCGAGUACAACACCAUCCUCUCCCAGUCCUCAGGCCCAGUCCCGCCCCUUAUCUUUGGCGAGACCAACUCCCUCUACAACCAGGGGCGACCCGGUCUUUCCAACACCUUCGGCGCGGCACUCUGGGGCGUCGACUUCAACCUCUACUCAGCCUCGGUCGGCUUCAAGCGGGUGCACAUGCACAUGGGAACGAAUUACAGGUAUGGCGCCUGGCAACCCACCUCGACCGAACUGGCCACAAUCGGCACCAAAGCCCCCUACUACGGCUCAAUCGCAGUGGCCGCCGCGCUGGGGAGUCGCCCAGCAACCGUGAUGGAAAUCCCACUCGACUCCCAGACUUCAGGCGCCGACCUACAACCAGAAGCAGCCUACGCGAUCUACAUCUCCGGAACCCGCCUCUCCCGCCUUCUAAUCCUCAACAUGCGCUCCUACAACACCACCCACCAGGGCGCCGGCCUCGAGCCCUUACCCUCGCCGCCUCCAAGGGGACAGGUGGAAUACACCUUCCGCCUACCCUCCCAAUCAUCAUCAUCCUGUACCAAGCCACUGGCGGCAGGCGACAGAGUCCCCGUCAGGCGACUCAUGGCCAACGGAAGCGACGCCAUCACGGGCAUCACCUGGGACGGGUGGAGCUACAACUAUGAGCUGGACGGCGGCAGGCCCGUGCGGCUCAGCAAUGUUACUACUGUCGGGGAGGAGGUUGUGGUGGAGGACGGCGGGGUGGUGAGGGUAGGUGUGCCGGAUGCGAGUGCUGCGCUUUUGGAGGUGGGGUGUUCCUGAGGAUGAAGCUGGGAAGGGACGUGGGAAGAGGCGGGCGAGGUGGUGGUGGCGUUGAUGCUGUCUGGUGUCCUCUUUUGGAAUUGUUCGAGGGCAAUGGGCAAGGGAUCGGGGAUUUUGGAGUUACAGAUAA
Messenger RNA from Parathielavia appendiculata, 1868 nucleotides. Its product is annotated as glycoside hydrolase family 79 protein. The coding region runs from base 89 to 1738 and encodes 549 amino acids. NCBI's taxonomy places the organism in Eukaryota, Fungi, Ascomycota, Sordariomycetes, Sordariales, Chaetomiaceae. The transcript has 5 exons. The record is from RefSeq and is a predicted model, not a curated record.